Westerdykella ornata is the source of this 381-nucleotide messenger RNA. RefSeq lists its product as uncharacterized. NCBI's taxonomy places the organism in Eukaryota, Fungi, Ascomycota, Dothideomycetes, Pleosporales, Sporormiaceae. The record is from RefSeq and is a predicted model, not a curated record. The transcript has a single exon. The coding region runs from base 1 to 381 and encodes 126 amino acids.
AUGGCCUACCAUGACGACGCACUUCCGUCUCCGGCUCUUUUGUGGUUACGCGGAGACAUGAUGUGGCUAUUGCCCCCAGUCACUAUCGGUCUAUAUGCGGCGCCCCAUUUCAACUUCUCACAAAUCCAACUCACACUCGACGUCUCGGCAAACAUGAUGCGAAGGCUGGGUGAAGCUCUCGAAAACCUAGCUACCAGUGUGACUAGAGGGAACCGCAAGGCAAAUGUCAAUGUGCUGACUCAUGCCGGCAAUACGAAAAUCGAACUAGUGAUGGAGAAGAUGAGGGCUGUCGUGGGGAGGAAAGAGAUAGUCAUGAAGAAGAUCGACGAUGAGGCUGUUGGACAGCGCAUAGCGGCUCCCUUUCUGGCUCCAGGAACUUAG